Molecule: messenger RNA, 8730 nt
Organism: Neoarius graeffei (lesser salmon catfish)
Lineage: Eukaryota; Metazoa; Chordata; Actinopteri; Siluriformes; Ariidae
Gene: engase
Product: endo-beta-N-acetylglucosaminidase
Exons: 14
Coding region: 91-2259 (722 amino acids)
Biological process (GO): protein deglycosylation
Cellular component (GO): cytoplasm
Molecular function (GO): mannosyl-glycoprotein endo-beta-N-acetylglucosaminidase activity
Source: RefSeq, a predicted model, not a curated record
UUAAUGCGGAAGCGCUCACUGGUGUCCAGACUUUCAAAUUCACGUUUGUUGUUUUUCUGCAAAUCUGAAGUAAGCGGCUGUUGUUUAUAAAUGGACGGUGACUCGAGUGAAGUGAAACAGAAGAAUGUUAACAGGAGAAGAAAGAGAGAGGACACUGAGAAUGCAGACGGAAAGAUUGCUAAAACAGAAACUGGAUCUGAGUCUUGCUUAGAUGAGUCAGAGGAUCAGAGAAUUGUCCAUGAAGUCAUAACCUUCAAGCCAUCUCAUCUGUCUGCACAAGACUACGAUCAGGACACGACUGAGCCCAUCAGCUCUGCCUUGAAGUCUUUAGAUGAGCUGCUUUCCUGGAAGCAAAGCAAUGCAAAUCCAUUCAACAGGGCCACCGUCCCGUUGAGGAAAAGAUGGCCGCCACUGAAGGACUCUUCGAUGAGGACCCUCGUCUGUCAUGACAUGAUGGGAGGAUACCUGGAGGACAGGUUUAUUCAAGGUACAGAGGUGGACACACCGUAUGUGUUCUAUCACUGGAAAUAUAUCGACAUCUUCAACUACUUCAGCCAUAAUAUAGUGACCGUCCCUCCUGCCAUGUGGACCAAUGCUGCUCAUCAACACGGCGUCCUCUCGUUAGGCACCUUCAUCACAGAGUGGGUGGAGGGAAAGAAGAUAUGUGAGGUUUUCCUGGCCGGAGAGGAACAAUAUCGCUCAGUUGCUGAUAAACUGGUGCAGAUUGCGCACUGUUACGGGUUCGACGGCUGGCUCGUAAACAUAGAGAAUGUGCUGAGUAAAGAUUCUGUGAAACACAUGGCUCCAUUCCUGCGCUACCUCACUGAUCGGAUGCAUGAGCAAGUUCCUGGCAGUUUGGUGAUCUGGUAUGACAGUGUUUUGGAGGAUGGAAGUCUGAAAUGGCAAAACCAACUCAACAACAGCAACAGGGUGUUUUUUGAUGCCUGUGAUGGUAUUUUCACCAACUAUAACUGGACGGAGAGCAGCCUGGAAGAUAUGGCGUCCGAUUUAGAAGCACAGGGGCGUCUGGCCGAUAUUUACAUUGGCAUCGAUGUGUUUGCAAGAGGAGACGUAGUAGGAGGACAGUUUGAAACGAAUAAGGCUCUUGAGCUAGUGCGUAAACACGGACUUUCUACAGCCAUCUUUGCUCCUGGUUGGGUUUACGAGUGCCACGACAAGGAGAAUUUCCGCAAGAACCAGGACAAAUUUUGGGGCUUGUUAUCAGACUUCCUCUACAUUCAUCGUCCUGAGUGUCCUCUUCCCUUCGUCUCAUCGUUCUGUCAGGGUUACGGAAAGAAUUUCUACUGGAGAGGGAAGGUAGAGCAGGACAGAACCUGGAUGAAUCUGAGUGCUCAGGAGCUGCAGCCUCUUUAUAUGAUGCAGAAUUUGGAAGGAAGAGGCUGGUUUCAGACUCGAGGCUGCUCAGAGGAAGUGUGGACUGGAGGGAGUUCACUACUUCUGGAGGGGACCAUACCCAGUUCCCUGUCCAAAAUCUGUGCCAGGAUAUUUUCACUCCAUGUGCCAGUGGCCUCGAGGAUGUUCAUCUCAUGCGUCUAUCAGCUGUCAGACAGAGCGAAUAUCUCUUUGGAGCUCAAAACCACCGACACUGCUCUCUGUACACACACAGGAAAUGAGGAGAUGCCGACCAGUAAUGUGAUUCCAGUGGGGUUGGAUGAAGAUCAUGAGCUGGUGAAGCAGUUCACUCAGAGCUGUGGAGAGCGGAAAGCAGAUGGUUGGAUUACCAGGUGUUUUCUGCUGGAGGUGACCGGCUGUGCCCUCAGAGAGGUGUGUGUCAGUGUGUCUCGAAAAGAAGCAGAAUCACAGGAGCUUCCGUUUAGCUGUCGGAUCGGAGAGAUCAUGGUGUUGGAUGCAGAGAAUCUCUCCACCCCUCUGUUGCCCAUCCAGAACAUGCGUGUGUCUGAUGUGGUGUGGCAUCAAGGAGAUGUUGAUGUAAAUGGAAAAGCUGUAAAGGUAUUUUUGAAUGCUACGCUACGCUGGCGCUACCCGAUUCAACUGGUACGAUGUUUCCGCGUGUUUUGGCGUCAUGUACGUGGUCCGGACCCGCGAGUUGGGCCUGGAACGGCUGUUCUUAUCGGUCGGUCGUAUUCAUCACAAUACCGUGUGGUUGAGCUCGAGGUUAAACACACGGCUGGAGUGAUGGAGCUGCUGGUGGAGCCGGUGAGCAGAGAGGGCUUCAGUUUUCCCGAGACACACUGGGGGAGACAGACACUGAGCUAUACACACUCUGCUGAUGUAUAAACCUACACAUGCUGUACACAUGAACAUUUUUUUUUUUUAAGCGUUGAUGCUUCAUGUUGCAUUUUAUAAAAUACUAAGCAACACAUUGUUUUCAGGUGUAAGUGUAUUAUUCCUGUAUUUGAGAAAAAUUGAGUUUUUUUUUUUUUUACUCUAAAAGUCAUGACCUAUGUAUUUUCAAAUAGUAUACUGCCUCUUCAGCUCGCUGCCUCUCUGUCAGUAAUUUUCCUAAGAAGACCCCCAGUGUUUAUUAGCAUUAACUGACUGAUGUUUGGAAACGAGUCAGCAAGUAACUGGUUAAUAACUGCUGAAGCAUUAAAUCCCAAGACAGUCAUGCAGCAAGCUGCUGAUGGAGAGAUUUAUCUUUGAUGGAGCAAAUGACUGCUUUAUUAUAUCUAUACUCAUCACCCACUGGCCAUUCUGUUCGGUCUACCUGCAGUAUUGCUCGUUUCAUCACCCCUCUACCCAUUAUACCGUAGACAUUGUUUUUGCAGCAGAAUGUUGCGAUAGCAUCGACAUGGUGUUUCAGGUGAGUGUAUCAGGGACUGCAGUUUUGUUGGGUUAAUGAUAUCUUAAAGCUAGACUGCCUUUCAGAUUUUUCAAGUUUAGGUCAUAAAAGAAUUUUCCCUGACACCCAAAUAUUUUUCUUAAGUGGACCGAAAGUUACUGAAUUCGAAUCACAGGCGUCCAAUUUUAUUCUUUUUUUUUUUUUUAAAUAGAAGAAUUAAUGAAUUUAGGGCCAUGUGGCCCUAAAUUCUCUGCUGUUUUUUUCCUGCUUCACUAUGACGCAAUACAAGAUACUAUGUCAUGCAUCAUGUAGUGGGCUUUCCCCGUUCGUACAAGGCAUUGUGGGAUACAGAUUUGAAACAGGAGAGAAAAAUAGAGGAUGCGAAUGAAACGUGAAAGACCGACUACAGUAACGGAAAGCGAGAAGAAAAGACGUUAUGUUGCGAAGGAAAGGAAACGCAGGAUCAAACUAAUAAACAUCGACAGUCAGCGAGCACCUCUGUGUGAUCAGCUGUUCGUUUAGUGACAGAAUGAUGGAACUGUCAGUGCACCGUCAAGGUAAACCUGUAGAUGGCAGUAAUGCAACACUGGAGCCUAGCUGCUGUAAAACCCUAAAUAUGAAGAAGACGAUGACAAACUCAGGGAAGUUUGCGCAUGCGCACACGGACUUCAUCUGUCUGCUUGACUGCGCGAUUUCAUGCACAUUAUUUGCUUGGGAAUCCCCUCAAAUGAAAUAACUUCUCAGCCACAGAAUGGCCUGUUUUUUUAGAUAUUACAAAAAUAAACGUCACAAUGACCAAAUUUCAGCCAGAACUAAAUUUCACCGAUUUUAUGAAAUCGAAAAGCCGUCUACUUUUCAUGUCACUGUCAAGUUGAAAAAACAGUUCAGUUCACCAACUGACCGUAUCCUGUUAUCAGCAUUCUGUGGUUAUAGACACUGAUGAUGGAGCUAGAUUAUCAUUAUCACUAACACAAAUUAUGCCGAGAAUAAAACAGACUGAUCAACAAGGUACACGAUAUAGCUUGUGGACACCUGACCAUUACACCCAUGUGCUUUUGGAAGAUCCAAUUCCAGCUUUUUCCCUUGAGUUAGCCUAGUGGUUAGCGUGACACCCCCCCACCCCCCGACCAGGAGAUAUUUAGUUGUACUCAUAGUCAGGUCAUACCAAAGGCCAUCAUAAAAAUGGUACUUACUGCCAUCUGGUGAGGCACGCCGCAAUACAGAUGUGAGUCAGGAGUCAAACUCUUGCGGUUACCAGAGGACCAGCCCCCCACUGUAACCCUAGCUAUGUCAUAGGCGAGAGGCCAAGGGCUUUAGAAAUGGAGAUCGGUGCUGCCUGAUGUGCCUUGAGGGUCUGGUUAGUACUUGGAUGGGAAAAUACCAGGUGCUAGCACAGGAAGGACUUUGACUUGUUUUUAUCAUUCCGGCUUUAAUCUCUUACAGUAACCUCCCCUCUUCUGGGAAGGCUUUCCACUAAAUUUUGAAGUGUGGCUGUGGGGAUUUGUGUUUGUUCAGCCGCAAGAGCAUUAGUGAGAUCAGGCACUGAUGUCAAGCAAAGAGUCCUGGGGUGCAGUCAGAGUUCCAGUUCAUCCCAGUGGGGUUGCGGACACUUGAGUUUGCCCACUCCACCUUUGGCAAAUCGUGUCUUGCUGGAGUUUGCUUUGUGCACAGGGGCAUUGUCAUGCUGGAACAGGUUUGGGCCUCUUAGUUCCAGCUACAGCAUACAAACGCAUCCAAUACAACUGUGUGCUUCCAACUUUAUGGCAACAACCAUAUAUUGUUGUGAUGGACAGGUUUCCACAAACUUUUGGCUCUAUAGUGUAGCUGUUUAAGAAUACUGUGCAAAUGCUGGGCUACCGUCAAAGUGAAUUACUCUGUCGAGUAGGUGGACCUGAUGAAAUGGCCAAUGCAAGGUAGCCAAGGUACAUAGUAAAUUGCCCCCCAAGUGCAUUUUGUUGGGGUGGCACGGUAGUGCAGUGGUUAGCACUGUCGCCUCACUGCAAGAAGGUUCUGGGUUUGAGCCCAAUGGCCGACGAGGGGCUUUUUGUGUGGAGUUUGCAUGUUCUCCCUGUGUUUGCAUGGGUUUCCUCCGAGUGCUCCCCCACAGUCCAAAGACAUGCGGUUAGGUUAACUGGCUACUCGAAAUUGCCCGUAGGUGUGAAUGGUUGAGAGGAGUAGACCUCUAUAAAUAAUCCAGUAGAAGGCAAUGGGAAACCACUACUGUAAUUCUUUCCUAGUAAUGUGGACCUGCCAUCAGGCAGAAUGCUAAUGAAGAAAAAGUGCAUUUUGUUAUAUUCUUGGUGGAUUCUUAACUAAUAAACUAAUUUAGUACCAUUGCCACUGAAAUAAAUAUAUAAAAGCGGCAAAGUUUGUUUGGUUGUUUGUCUUGAGCAAAUGUUGCCAUUUCUCGAUGGACUUUCACCAAAUUUGGCAAGUAGGUCUGGGGAUGACCUGGAAUUUUGCACAUAUAAGCAAAAUUCAUGUACAGGCCCUAGGGAGGUCCCUGGGGGGCACAACAUCCACCCACCCACCCACCCCCUCCCUCAAUGCCUUUCACGUUACGUUUAUCAACACAAACUGUCGACAGAUCUUCACUAAACUUGGCACAUAGGUACAGGAGAUAGCCACAAUUUGGUAAAACUCAGAAAUUCCAUAUCUGGGCCUUAGAGGGUCCCUGGUGGGCCCCUGGGUGGUGGAUGUUUGGAUUUUUGUUUGUCUUGGGUUAACAUCACCAUUUCUCAACGGAUCUUCACCAAAUUUGACAUGGAAGUCUGGGGGCAACCCAGAAUUUUGCAAAACGCGGGCAACGCCGGGUAACCUGCUGGUGUGUAUUAUAUAUCUCAUCUCAUUAUCUCUAGCUGCUUUAUCCUGUUCUACAGGGUCGCAGGCAAGCUGGAGCCUAUCCCAGCUGACUACGGGCGAAAGGCGGGGUACACCCUGGACAAAUCGCCAGGUCAUCACAGGGCUGACACAUAGACACAGACAACCAUUCACACUCACAUUCACACCUACGGUCAAUUUAUGGCCCUAUUCCACUACCCUUUUUCAGCUCACUUCAGCCCGACACGGCUCACGUUUCGACUACCUCAGAACAGCACGACUCAGCUUGCUUCAGCCUUACUCAGCACCCAAAACUCGCACGGUUUUGGAGUGGGCCUGAAGCGAGCCAAACCGAGCCGAGUGGGGCUAGGGGCGUGAGGAGACACUCCCCUGUGCACUGAUUGGUGAGGAGGAGUGUCCUCACAUGCCCACACGCCCCGCGAGCACGCUGGGAUCUGUAAACACCGUAAACCCGGAAGAAGAAGAAUUACGAAUUACGAGAAUUCCUGAAGCCUUAUGCGCCUCGCCUCAUCUAUACGCUCUUGCCAGUACUGUUGGCGUUGUCGGUGACAACAAGGCACAGCACCAAGACCAGCAACACUAACGACUCCAUGUCCUCCAUGUUUAUUGUUUACUAUCCGGGUCAUGAGACUACCGCUUAAAAGGUCACUGAUGUCACUGUUUGCACCGCCUAACGACAUCACGUGACGUCCACCCACUUUCGCUAACUCCACCCAAUGUGUCCACCCACUUCCAGCCAGCACGGUUCAGCGCGGUUGUAGUCGAAAUGCAACUCCAACAGCCCCACUCAGCUCGACUCAGCACGGCACGGCUCAGCCCAACUCAGCCGCGUUGGUAGUGGAAAAGCGGCAUUAGAGUCACCAGUUAACCUAACCUGCAUGUCUUUGGACUGUGGGGGAAACCGGAGCACCCGGAGGAAACCCACGCGGACACAGGGAGAACAUGCAAACUCCACACAGAAAGGCCCUCGCCGGCCACGGGGCUCGAACCCGUGAGGCGACAGUGCUAACCACUACACCACCGUGCCGCCCGUGUAUUAUAUAUAAUGUAUAUAAAAUAUUAUUCUGAAAAUUCAGUCUGUACAGCAAAUGUUUAGCUUAGUGCACAAUGUGAUAUGUUUGCCUGUCACCGAUGUGGAUCUUUUUUUCAUUCACUCAAUUAAUUAAAAUGUCGGCACUAAGCUGGUCUGCUCAGUGGUCUGGCAACAAAUUAAUAAUUCAUCUUGUUCUACAGCAGAGAAAGCGUCAUAACUGAUGCUUUUACUAAACUGAGUUGAGAAUUCAUUAAUAAGACUUGUGUAGAAAAAGAUUUUCAUUUAUUUCAGAUUAUCCAGUUAAUACAAACAAGUCAGUUUGAUCAAACACAAGAGACUGAAUUUUGGUGUGAAGCCAGAAAAAAAGAAGCACUAAUUUUGGUGAAGUGUGUGUUGAUUGAUUGUCUAAAAUGGACAAGCAGCUUUUUUUCACUCCUGUCGCGUCACCAUUUUCAACAUCCUCAGUGCCAUCGGGCCCUGGUCAGACGGGAUCUAUGCGUAAGAAAAAGAAACAGAAAAAGAUUUUUGUCAUAGUUUAACCCAUAGCAAAAUUCAUGUUUUUGAAGAAGUAGUUUAGUUUCAUAAUGCUUGUAUAAAAUUCAUCAGAAAUAAUUAUGAUUAUAGCCAAAUUGAGCUGGUCUUUUGGCAUCAAGAAAUAAACUCCAGCCUUACUGGGGCAACACGUGAUUCUCUAGUAUUUAAAAAAUAUAUGUAUAGGUUUGAAGUAAAACUGUCAAACAGAGUGCUAUAUUUGUCGGGAGCAUUUUUAGGAAGUGGAAGUAGACCAACUUCCUCUUCAAGUCAUAAGAACAUGACAGUGAAUGUAUACAUUUAUACAUAAGGGCUGUUCACACGGCACAUAUUUGCAUCGAUGCUGCACCGAUGUAUUUUGUUGUGAUAUAUCUUACACCGGUGUAAAUUUUGUGGAGCGUUCACACGUCAUAACCUGCUUACUACAGAGAAGCGUGUUAGCACCGGUGCAGCCCCACUUGCGUUCACACAGCAGUUUUUGCGACCGUGCUAUACGAUAGUAAUAAUGCGGAAAUGAAAUAUGCGCAUGCGUGAAAAUGUACUUCCUUUUCCCGGUUGUCAUGGCAUCACCAAGCGCCGGGAAAACGACGUGGAUGAAGACACCAGUGUUGCCAGAUACUGCUGACGUUUUCCAGCCCAAAAUGUGUUCAAAUCCGCCAAAACGCACUUAAAACCGCCCCCAAUCUGGCAACACUGGAAGACACGCAGUUCUGUUGUUGUUGAUAUUCGCCAUUUUGGAAGCGCAAAAUACCAGGAUGCAAAUUAUGCAAUGCCCGUAUGUAAUCAACUCUCCUCACGCGUAGCGAGUCUACCCCUGUAGCGUUCAGACGUCCCAUUUUAUAUCGGUGCUGCCCCGCAAACUAGCAUUUACUCCGGAGUAAAUUUCUUAAACCACCUCCCGAGCAGGGUUAGAUUUGCACCGGUUUAAGCAGCUUUCAGGGGCUACACCGGUAUAACUUUGUACCGUGUGAACGCUCUACCAGGGCAGCCCCGGUGCUACACCGGAGUAAAAGUUGCCGUGUGAACACCCCUAUUAUUUAUGGUGUAUGCACUUCCUCCCAAGCUUCACAAACACUUUGCCUGACUUUUGUCCCAAAAAGUCCCAUGAUCCUGUUCUGCUGGACUGUUUCUUACUGUAAUGUUGCUGAUAUUAUUCAACAAUAUAUCCUUGUUGUUCUGUACAAUCGAGAUACAGUAAUCGCACAUUAAGUAAGGAUCAAACUAGUUCGUUACCAUGUGUCCAGCUUUGAGGAUCCAGUAGAAAGCAAAGUUCUUGUAGAUUUUAUAAAAAGCUCCAGUUUGUCCUGUUGACUGGGGGUCUUCCAGAGCAGUCCACUUCAUCUGGUUAAACUGUUUAAGUCCGUCCCAUUUCAGCUUUUUAACCCAAGCUUCCUGACCUGCAACACGUGCACAUGCUGUUACUUAUAUUCAUGACACACGGUGAUCUUAAAGCCUGUACUUAAGUGUACUUGAUGUAUGGAAAAAAUUGGUUCGAUCUGAUAACAUUACAUACUAAGUGAAUGAAAUUGCCUAUAAAUAAAAGGGGUGAGUAUUUGGAAUG